GGAAUAAGUUCCUAUCUAGGGUUUUUGCCGUAACCCUACCCUUUAAAAACUAUCUUCGCAGGCUUUCGUUACUCCUCCGCUUCUUCACCUCCUGAUUCACACUCUCAACACAGGGAGAGAGAGAGAGAGAGAGAGAGAAAGCGGAACAAAACGCUUAACCAUGUCUCUUGUAGCGAACGAGGAUUUCCAGCACAUUCUCCGUUUGCUGAACACCAACGUCGAUGGGAAGCAGAAGAUCAUGUUCGCCCUUACCUCCAUUAAAGGUAUCGGUCGCCGUUUCGCCAACAUCGUCUGCAAGAAGGCCGAUAUCGACAUGAACAAGAGAGCUGGUGAACUCUCGGCUGCUGAGCUCGAUAAUUUGAUGGUGAUUGUUGCAAAUCCUCGCCAAUUCAAGAUCCCUGACUGGUUCUUGAACAGAAAGAAGGAUUACAAGGAUGGGAAGUACUCCCAGGUUGUGUCCAAUGCAUUGGACAUGAAGCUUAGGGAUGACCUUGAGCGAUUGAAGAAGAUCAGAAACCACCGUGGUCUGCGACACUACUGGGGUCUUCGUGUGCGUGGACAGCACACCAAGACCACUGGCCGUAGGGGAAAGACUGUUGGUGUCUCAAAGAAGCGUUGAGUUUGCGGUUUCUUCGUGGGAUGUUAUUCUGAAAAUUUUUGGUCUUCACUUCUAGUUAAUCUAGUUUACCAUCCCCUACAAAGUACUUUUUUUUGGUGUUUUAAUUUGUCCUUUUUUCUUUUAUUUGGAGAUUUGGUAUGAGGUGACGGUAAUCAAUUAUAUGGUAGCCUUUUUUAUAAGAAUCGUUUAUAAUGUUAGUUACUCUGGCAAUGUACUAUUGAAUUUUUGUGAUUGUUUCA
Molecule: messenger RNA, 858 nt
Organism: Ziziphus jujuba (common jujube)
Lineage: Eukaryota; Viridiplantae; Streptophyta; Magnoliopsida; Rosales; Rhamnaceae
Product: small ribosomal subunit protein uS13z/uS13y/uS13x
Exons: 4
Coding region: 161-619 (152 amino acids)
Biological process (GO): translation
Cellular component (GO): ribosome; small ribosomal subunit; cytosol
Molecular function (GO): structural constituent of ribosome; RNA binding
Source: RefSeq, a predicted model, not a curated record